This is a messenger RNA of Symbiodinium necroappetens, 3981 nucleotides long. The record is from the annotation of a GenBank genome assembly. Lineage: Eukaryota; Dinophyceae; Suessiales; Symbiodiniaceae.
GUUGAUGAGCAGUCCUCACAACACUCCGUCGCUGAGCACUAUGGUGCAGUUACCAGUGGGGUAGACCCCGCGAGCCCUGUGAGUGACUCGCGGGAGGAGGUGCGUGAUGCCGAGGUUGAUGAGCAUUCGUCACACCACUCCACGGCUGAGUAUCAUGAUGUGAUGGGAAGCGAGGCAGCGGCAGAUGCAAAUGAGGAGGCCGAAAAGAAUGAGUCACUAGAGAUCACUUCGAAAGUAGAUGGUGAAGACCAUGCUGCUAGCCCGGAUCCUGUGAGUGAUUCGCAGGAGGAGGUGCGUGAUGCCGAGGUUGAUGAGCAUUCGUCACACCACUCGGCUGAGUAUCAUGACGUGAUGGGAAGCGAGGCAGAGGCAGAUGAUGCCAGUGGCCCAAAGGAAGGGGCUGAGAAGGAGGAGCCCGCCGACAUCACAUCAAAUGUAGAACACGAUGGCGGGUACCCUGAAGCAACAUCAGGGACUUCCCACUCAGCCCAGUCGCACCUACCACAGGUUUUUGACAUUGGCUCCCCGAAGGCUGACGAACCGGGUGCCGAGGAAGCAACCGAUGAGGCGGCAGCUGCAGCGGAGGAGGACGAUAAAAUUCUGGCUCCCCACCUCGACGAGGAGCAUCUCGAUGUGCCAAGCACCGGGGCCACCAAGCUCCACCAAGAGUGUGAGGAUCCGGACGAAUCGGGAUCCGAAUGCUCAGACGAGUGUUCAGAUGAGGAUCCGGAAGCCUCUGCAGAUGUGGUCGGCGGUCCGGAUGAAGAGGCUGAGAAGGUGGAAUCCAUGGAGAUCAUGUUGAAAGUUGACGUUCCGGACUGCGAUGGAGGUCCAGGCCCCUCGAACCUCGAUCCUCCGGCGACUGCCCAGCAGAGCGCGGGUUUGCCCGAGUUUUUUGACAUCGGUUCUAUGGAUGAUUCAGCUCCAGAGGCUGAUGAGCCUAGUGAACCAAAGGCCAAGGCUGCACAGGCUGCGGAAGCCGCAGCUGCGGAGGCAAAAGCUGCGGAGCGAGCAGCUGCGCAGGCAGUGGCAGAGCUGGAGGAGGCAGCGGCUGCGGAGGACGCUGGUUCAGUGGAGGGCCAAGAGCCUGGCAAUGCAACAGUUCCUACACUUCCUACCACGCUCUCAGGGGAGGCUCCCAAAACAUCCAGCCAACACUCCGCAGCGCCGAAUUCUGGCCUUGCCGAGUUCUUCGAAAUCGGCUCAGCAGCUGGCGAAUCAGAGGAAGAUGCUCGCGAGACCGAGAUUGCAAGUCCCGCAAGAUCAACAAAGGAAAUCGGAUGGCAGGUCGUUGAGGAAGAUGAUCGUGAGGCCGACCUUUCCAGCUCGGACACCCCGCAGGAAGCCGGCCGCCCUGGCGAGAGCGCUCAGCAGGAGGAUUCCCCGAUCAUGGAACGCAAGGUGAGUGACCAUUACAGUGUUUAUGGGGACCUGUACUUUGAUGAAGACAAUCUGAUCCGGAACGGCGACCACGUGUUGGUUGGAUACAUCAUGAAGCCUAAGGAGGGUUAUGGCUUUUUGGACACAGCCACACGAUUCGGCCAUGAAUCCUGUGCAAGCACGCCAGAUGAUUUCGAUUCUUUGGAUGUGCAUGUGUACGACAUCGACCCAGACAGUUUCAAGAUGAAGCUUGCUUAUCCUUUGCAGCUUUUCGGACACGACACCAGCAUCACCUGCGCGUUUCUCAAUCUGAAUAUCCGCCGCAAUCAAUGCACGGAGGCAGCGGAGUACAUUCGGAUCAACGAUUUCUACUUGCCUCCACGCUUCCUGCGGUUGUAUGACGGGCCUGCCCUGGCCAUAGAGGGUGCCUGGCGUGUCUUGGGCCUGCGACGAAUCAAAGUCGCGUACCAGUCAGGCGCAGUGGCGGACAGCGGCAUGAAGUCACAGCUUGGCGUAAAGCCUGUCGGCUACCCUUGCUCCAAGUAUUGGCAGGGGGACUUGCAGAACUCCCUACUGGGCCAGACCGAGUGCGUUCCUGAGGUUGUCGAGUCCAUGGAGGCCUGCAUGAAGAAGGCUGGCCCUGGCAAGGUGGCCACAGACGACAGCCUAAUGAUUGACCGUGGCAAAUACCUUGUGUCGCAGUUCAAAGCUUUGUGCAGGAGCUUCGCAGUUCUGGCCGAAAGUUAUGUUGCAGAAAAGGCUACCACGACAGACAUUGACCAAUCCCAGUGUGGCUACACCGCUUUCGUCCACGCCACGAUCUCGCAAGUCAUAGCCACUGUGUGCAGCAUGACAGAGUCCAACAUCUCCGAGAGCAAGGCUGACGAAGCAGACGACGCGGACCUCACGAGCGAGCAGCUGGACCUUGUAAUCAAGGACACGGCCGACGCCGAGGAGGACUCUCAUGACGUGUCGCGAGUCUGCCGGGACGAGGCGACCUUGAUCAAGAAUGGCCAGCACGUGCUUGUAAAAUUCAAGAUGAAGGCCAACGUGGGGUGUGACUACUUGGCCACUGCCAUGCACUUCGCUGCUGAGUCGGCCAAGCAUUGCACUGGGUCCAAUGAUGCCCUGGUGUAUGACAUCGACCCAGGAAGCGAGGAGGUGAAGAUUGCCUACCCGACUGCUUUCUUCGACUGCAGCCUCAUCGAUGGUCGAGACAUGUUGCGCUCUUUCUUAAAUCUGGCCAUUGGCAACACUCAGGGUAUGGAAGAUGUCGAGUUGGGCAAGAUCUACGACUUCUAUUUGCCCCCGUCGUUCUUGCGAUUGCAGGACAGCCCAUCUGUGAACGCGAUGUGGCGCAUCCUGGACAAGGGCGCCAGCAAUGGAGGCCUUGAGGCAGGUGCCGUGAAGCCCAAGCUUGGCAUGCAGCCAAAACCUUUCCGAGGGGCUUCCUAUGCAUUGUGGCAAGGAGGCAUUUACACCAAGACAGAGAAGUCGCAGGGCAACCAGGCUUUUGGCCAGAUGAACGAGGGCAUCCCAGAAGUGGUAAUGGCCAUGAGAGCGUGUGUCCAAGCAACUGGUGUGCGCAAGAUGUUCUCCGGCAACAACUACGCGGAUGAUCCGAACGAAAUGAUCGCACGUGGCAAGUACAUUCUGUCACAGUUUGGGCCUUUCUGCAAAACUUGCGUUUCCUUGGUGGCAGGAUAUGCAGCGAGAGGCAGUGCCCAGCACACUUUCCCCAAGCAGUUCUUGCACUACCAUCGUGCGGGACAAGCAUCCACAAGCAGCCCCCAGACCCAGCGCGGCUACUCUGCCUUCGUGCACACAAAGAUCUCCCAGGUUAGCAGCACGAUCAGCAUCCACGCCGACACCAGUAGCUUCGGCAAGACGCAGGGUGAAUCCCCCGACAAGGUUAUCGCCGUCAUGCUGCAGGACGACGCUGGUGAAAAUACCUGCUUGUAUUAUCAGGAGUGGGAGAGUAUGAAGCAGAACGUCCCCAUCAUUGCCGGGAGCAUGACCGUUCUCCGCCUACCGGCUGUAUUCCAGAACCUGGGCCACUCUAACGUGAUCCUAACUGCCGUCGGCGGUUUCUUCGGCCACAAGGACGGCCCCGCAUCUGGUGCAAUCGCCUGCCGCCAAGUUGAGGAAGCAUGGAAAGCCUGGAGGUCUGGACAGUAUGGCAACGUGAGCUUAAGUGAUGGCGUCGUUGAGUUCGCCAAGACCCACGAGGAGAUCAAGGGUGCUUUCCUCACCUUCCCGAAGGAAGCAGACGAGAUAUACCCGGGCUGGAAGGAGAAGCUAGGCUGCACAGGCGUGGCGUCCGUACCGGCAGCCAGCUUCGUGCCUACAAAGAUCUCUACGGCCUCCUCCGCUAAAGCAGCCUCGACGGGCAUAAGCAAGGAUCCCACGAAGAUGGCCUCGCAAGGGCCAGCGGGACCAGCGGUCAACCCGUACACCGGCGCGGUCAAGAGUAUCCCUGCUGCCAGCAGCAACACGGCGCGAACCUUGCUUGGAGCCGGAAGCACGCUGCCGGAUGCUGUGAUUCAGGAUUCGCCAAAGAAGGACCUUGACGCCCGCACGGUGUUCCAGAAUGUGCCCCAG